Messenger RNA from Mucor velutinosus, 1590 nucleotides. RefSeq names its product Nuclear actin-protein involved in chromatin remodeling (gene ARP5). Gene Ontology annotation, molecular function: transmembrane transporter activity. The record is from RefSeq and is a predicted model, not a curated record. Bases 1 to 1590 code for a protein of 529 amino acids. NCBI's taxonomy places the organism in Eukaryota, Fungi, Mucoromycota, Mucoromycetes, Mucorales, Mucoraceae. The transcript has 6 exons. Gene Ontology annotation, cellular component: membrane. Gene Ontology annotation, biological process: transmembrane transport.
AUGUUAAAGCCUCAAUCUGUCAACGAAGAAACACCUCUAAUGCCUGCAAUGGCAACAGAUCAAACAAGUUCCAUUGUAGAUACCACAUUUGGUAAUGCCAAGAGAUCUGCCAAGAAGGUGUCGCCUUGGUACGUCAUUGGCGCUCUAUUCGGGUUGACAUUUUCAUAUGGUGCACUGUACGCGCCCAUGAUUCAAUUCUACACUACUGUUUUCUGCUAUAGAUACUAUCAACAGCAAUCAGGCACAACUGAUGUUAAUAUUCCGCUGGAGGAUUGCGCUAUUCCACAGGUACAAGCCAUUGUUUCUGAGGCGAGCGCUAUUAUUGUGCUGCUAACUUAUACUACAACAUUACUGGUUGCUAGUUACUACGGCAACCUGUCAGAUAGAAAAGGUAGACGUUUUGUCAUGAUUUCUGCGACGCUUGGUAGCUUGGUAGAGAUUGCCUUGUUUGUGAUUACUCUGAAAUACCCCCAAAUCUUUGGAAUUACAUUACUUUUCAUUGCACCCAUUUUAAGAAGCCUUUUGGCAGGAGACACUAUUCUGGUAGCUGCUAUUCAAGCUUAUAUUUCAGAUUGCACAUCUGCUGCAGAAAGGACAGUGGCAUUCGGAAAUAUGUUAGCAAUUAUCUAUUUAGGUUCCUCUAUUGGCCCAACCGUUGGUUCUUACUUGCUCAACAAGACAAAUUCAAUCAAUAGCAUAUUCUAUAUGGUGUUCAUCAUUCAAAUGUGCCUUGGUCUGUACAUUUGGCUCAUCGUACCAGAAUCAAAUGUUAUUAUCAGCCAUGACGCACCUACAGGAAAAAAAGACAAGACCUUCUUGCAACGAAUCAACUUGUUCUCUGCUCUCCGAGUUCUGUACAGAGGCUCAUCUGAGCAUGCCUCUCCAUACGCACUUGUUCUUGUAGCAGGAAUUCAGUUUCUUCUUUUUAUUGUUGCCUUGCCUCCUAUCCUUUUGUAUACCAUGCUGCAAUUUGGCUGGACAGCUUAUGAAGGUGGUCUUUUCGUAAGCUUAGCCUCCAUUUCCAGAGUGAUUGUCAUGUUGGCAUUGCUACCCCUGCUCGCAAAGGUUUUUCACAAGAACAAACCUUCAUCAACACCAAAACCACCAGCCGCCAAGUCUGUUUCAUCGUCUUCGUUUGCCUCCACCGCAACUAUGGAGACUCGUAGCAAGGAAGAAAUCAAACAAGAUGUCAUGUUUGAUGUCUGGAUGAUUCGUACUGGCUUAUCUGUCGAGACGGUAUGCUUUAUUUUAUUUGGCUUGGUAAGCACAUCUGCUGGAUUUUCCGUCACUGUUGCUGUUCAGAGUUUGGCAAUGCUCGCUGGUCCUUCUCUUCGCAGUCUGUCAACAUCCUUGGUGGCUCCUUCCGAAAUUGGCGAAUUACUUGGCGCCAUGGCAGUCUUGGAGGCUUGUGGUUUGAUUAUCUCUCAACUGACAAUUAAUACUAUCUAUAGUGCUUCGGUAGGAAUAAUGCCUAAUCUCAUCUUUUUUGUCUGUGCUACUAUUUGUGGCCUUGCAUUGGCCUUUUCUUUCUUUGUGCAUCCAUCAAAAUCCUUAGAAAAAACGAAUGCUGAUGCUGAAGAAGCUUGUUAG